This is a messenger RNA of Fulvia fulva, 978 nucleotides long. RefSeq lists its product as uncharacterized. The transcript has 2 exons. NCBI's taxonomy places the organism in Eukaryota, Fungi, Ascomycota, Dothideomycetes, Mycosphaerellales, Mycosphaerellaceae. The record is from RefSeq and is a predicted model, not a curated record. Bases 1 to 978 code for a protein of 325 amino acids.
AUGGCUGCAUCGGCUACGCCCACGGGAUCUCACGAACUGGAUAUGGACACACAAGCUAUAUCAUCGACCACGAGUACGACUUCACCACCUUCAUUGACGCAGAUGACGGGGACCCCAAUGUGGUCUACUCUCAGUAGUUCCUCUGAGGGGUUCGCGGGUCUACCGAUCGUCACAAUGACAUUUCCAUGGAACGGUCCCUCUGAGUUAUGGGGCUCUAUCGUCAGGGUGGAUUCAUGCCUGAGCACCAUAGUAGCUGACAACUACAGAUUCACAGAAUGUUGUGACGAAAUGACCGAAUAUACCUUCGCGUCCAAUACGCUCGUGUGGACAGUGAGCGAUAGCUAUCGAUCACCAGAAACGAUGUCGAGCGCCUGUUCGUUCAAUCCUCCAGGUGACGUCGUUGGUGGAACAUGCAUCGGUCGUGCACCGGGAGUUUUUGUCUCCCAUACACUCGACGCAAUCUCGAUUAGCGCUGUGGAAGUCGCGAUCUUGGCUGGAGCAGAGAAGCUCAUGCCAUCUGCGACACCUUGUACCGUCCGCAUCCCAUCCUUUGCGUCCACUGUGACCACUGGUGCAGUCAGAGACAGCAGCAUCGAGGACGACGAAGGACGAACGCGCAGGAACAUCGGCAUUGGAGUCGGCGGCGCGAUCGGCGGUCUACUCUUACUGAUCUUGCUUCUGCCUGAAAUAUCGAGGCGAAGAGCACGGCGAAGAGUACGGCGCCAAGGGACAGCACGCGGGACCUUGACGUUGACCGGCGACGGCCGUUGGGAGAAGGCAGAAUUGCCGGCCAGUGGGGGAACAUCGAAGAGUUGCACGGUGUACGAGUUGGACUCGCCUCAAGAGCGGAUGGAGUUACCUGUUGGUGAAGUGGCGCAAGAGAUGCCUGCGAAGGAAGAUACAAGGCACGAGGCACCUUCAAGUGAAGUGGUCCAAAUUCGCACGUUGUCGCCCAUAUCACCACUGGCUGGGUCGUGA